This is a messenger RNA of Vicia faba (fava bean), 561 nucleotides long. The record is from the annotation of a GenBank genome assembly. NCBI's taxonomy places the organism in Eukaryota, Viridiplantae, Streptophyta, Magnoliopsida, Fabales, Fabaceae.
AUGGAUUCAGAGUUUAGUGUUGAUGGUGUGAAAAUGUGGUGGAAACAAGAAGGUGGUAGUAUGGAGAAAUAUCUAAAACCAUUUAGAAAUGACGAGGAUGCGUCAAUGCUAUCUUUGUUUGCCGAGAAGAAUGAGUAUGAAGUUGAAAUAUAUAUUAAGUUUGAAGAUAAUGAAGAAGAGAGAAUGCAUGAUUUUGAUGAAGACUUUGGUGAAGGAGUUGAUGAAGGGAUGGAUGAAGUCGAUAAUGGAAGGGAUGAUGUUGAUGGUGCUGCACACAUACAACAAACCUUCAUUAGUUUUUUAACACCAGAAAUGGAAAAGGAGUAUGUCAUAGAAGAAAACUACAUGACUGGUGAACUUGAUAGUGGAGCAGAUGAAGAUAAUUGUGAUGACACGCUUGUAUUGAUUAGGUUUAAUGAAGAAGAACCAAUGACAAAGGAAUUCACAUUCAAGGUUGGUAUGAAGUUUUCCUCUCUGAAGAAAUUCAAGAAAGAUAUAUUAGAGUACAAGGUUUUUAAUGGUAGGGAGGUGAUAUUUUCCAAAAGUGAUGCCUCGAUGUGA